UAACAAAUCCAACGGUUAAUAUUUACUCUCUAUUUUCAAUAUAACCCCUCCAAUUCUUUUUUUCCUAUCUCAACCAAUAACUGAAAAAAGGAAUAAAAGAAAAAACUUUCCAUUUUACAUUUCUCAACAGUUUUCCUUUCAAUUCUCCAAAAGGAAGUGACAUAAGAUGGCAGAAGGUGAGGAUAUUCAACCACUGGUCUGUGACAAUGGAACCGGAAUGGUCAAGGCUGGGUUUGCGGGAGAUGAUGCUCCACGAGCUGUAUUCCCUAGUAUUGUUGGUCGCCCUCGUCAUACUGGUGUGAUGGUUGGUAUGGGUCAAAAGGAUGCCUAUGUAGGAGAUGAAGCUCAAUCAAAGCGAGGCAUCUUAACGUUGAAGUACCCCAUUGAGCAUGGUAUUGUCAGCAACUGGGAUGAUAUGGAGAAGAUAUGGCAUCAUACUUUCUAUAACGAGCUUCGUGUUGCCCCAGAGGAGCAUCCCGUCCUCCUAACUGAAGCACCGCUUAAUCCUAAAGCUAAUCGCGAAAGAAUGACACAGAUCAUGUUUGAGACCUUUAAUACUCCGGCUAUGUAUGUUGCUAUACAAGCUGUUCUCUCGCUGUAUGCCAGUGGUCGUACCACCGGUAUUGUGUUGGACUCCGGUGAUGGUGUUAGCCACACUGUCCCAAUUUACGAGGGGUAUGCCCUCCCGCAUGCCAUUCUUCGCCUUGACUUAGCAGGUCGCGACCUCACUGAUCAUUUGAUGAAGAUCCUCACGGAGCGUGGUUACUCAUUCACCACAACAGCUGAGCGAGAAAUUGUCAGGGACGUGAAAGAAAAGCUCUCUUACAUAGCGUUAGACUAUGAACAAGAACUCGAGACUUCAAAGACCAGCUCUUCCGUAGAGAAGAGCUAUGAGCUACCCGAUGGUCAAGUGAUUACCAUUGGUGCUGAACGAUUCCGUUGCCCUGAGGUCCUAUUCCAACCUUCAAUGAUCGGUAUGGAAGCAGCUGGAAUCCACGAAACCACAUAUAACUCUAUCAUGAAGUGCGACGUUGAUAUUAGAAAAGACCUUUACGGUAACAUAGUCCUCAGUGGUGGUACUACCAUGUUCCCCGGUAUAGCCGAUAGAAUGAGCAAAGAACUUACUGCAUUGGCUCCAAGUAGCAUGAAGAUCAAGGUAGUGGCACCACCGGAGCGAAAAUAUAGUGUCUGGAUCGGAGGUUCUAUUUUGGCUUCCCUCAGCACCUUCCAACAGAUGUGGAUCACGAAGGCAGAGUACGAUGAAUCAGGUCCUUCAAUUGUCCACAGAAAGUGCUUUUGAUAAGAGGAAAAUGCAUCCUCCUACUGGAACAAAAUGCAGCUUUGUGAUAUUACAUUCUUUGUUUUCUGUAUUUGUUGUUCUCAUUUUGGAUUAAGAACUUAAAGAGUGCAAAUAGUUGAUUUGUUUUUAUGAUCUAA
This is a messenger RNA of Capsicum annuum, 1437 nucleotides long. Its product is annotated as actin-58. Gene Ontology annotation, cellular component: cytoplasm. The transcript has 5 exons. Bases 167 to 1300 code for a protein of 377 amino acids. NCBI's taxonomy places the organism in Eukaryota, Viridiplantae, Streptophyta, Magnoliopsida, Solanales, Solanaceae. The record is from RefSeq and is a predicted model, not a curated record.